CUCUCUCUCUCCCUCUCGGCCUGUGAACUCGGCAUACAUGUUUCCGCUUUAAAAACCGAUAACAGCUACUCAUCUUUUAGCAGAAAAUAGAAAACAAAAAGAAAAGAGAAAAGGGCUCAUCAUGUGACCCAUCAAUUAACCUUUUUUUCCUUACUUUUUCUGGAUACUUACAGGAUCAGGAAGGAGGCCAUCCACAGAUGGCGGCGACCACAUGGGACGGCUACGUCGAUUGGAGGAGCCGGCCAGCCAUCGCCGGCCGCCACGGCGGCAUGCUCGCGGCCCUCUUCGUCUUGGUGGCGGAGGUGCUGGAGAACCUGGCGUACCUGGCGAAUGCGAGCAACCUGGUGAUGUACAUGGCGGAGUACAUGCACGUGUCGCCGUCGAGGGCGGCCAACGACGUGACCAACUUCAUGGGCACGGCCUUCCUCCUCGCCCUCCUCGGCGGCUUCCUCUCCGACGCCUUCUUCACCGCUUAUCGCAUCUACCUGAUAAGCGCAGCCAUUGAAUUCCUGGGCUUGGUCAUACUCACGGUGCAGGCCAAGUCGGCCUCGCUGAAGCCGCCGCCCUGCAACCAGGCCGACCCCACGGCCGUAUGCCAAGAGGUCAGCGGCAGGAAGGCGGCGAUGCUGUUUGCGGGGCUCUACCUGGUGGCGCUUGGGGUUGGGGGGAUAAAGGGCUCACUGCCGUCGCACGGGGCCGAGCAGUUCGACGACACCACGCCGCAGGGGAGGAAGCAGAGGUCCACCUUCUUCAACUACUUCGUGUUCUGCCUCUCCUGCGGUGGCCUGAUUGCUGUCACGUUGGUGAUCUGGGUCGAGGACAACAAGGGCUGGCAAUGGGGGUUCGGGAUCUCGACGCUCGCGAUAUUCCUGUCCAUCCCGGUCUUUCUUGCUGGUACAGCCAUUUACAGGAACAAGAUCCCCUCCGGGAGUCCGCUCACGACUAUUUUCAAGGUUUUGGUUGCUGCUACGCUCAAUCCCUGCAAAUCCAGGAACACAAGCAAUGCCAUUGCAAGCAUGAACACGAGCCCUGCUUAUGCAACAACGCAGACGGCCCAACGCAAACAGGAAGCAUUCGAAGCAGGAGCAGAAGAUGACCAGAAAUCGAAGGAGGCGACACUUCCCUCGAAUGGAAGCUUGAGCUUUCUGAACAGAGCAGUGACAAGCAAGCCUAUCCACCGGUCAUUGGAGUGCAGCGUCCAGCAAGUCGAGGACGUCAAGGUUGUCCUGAAACUCCUCCCCGUCUUCGCAUGCACCAUCAUACUCAACUGCUGCUUGGCCCAGCUCUCCACCUUCUCGGUCCAACAAGCGUCGACCAUGGACACCAAACUGGGCUCCCUCAAGGUCCCGCCGGCCUCCCUUCCGAUCUUCCCCAUCCUCUUCAUCAUGAUCCUCGCCCCGGUCUACGACCACUUCAUCAUCCCCUUCGCGCGGCGGGCCACCAAGACCGAGACGGGCGUAACCCACCUGCAGAGGAUCGGGAUCGGGCUGGCCCUCUCCGUCCUGGCCAUGGCGGUGGCCGCCCUGGUGGAGAUCAAGCGGAAGCGGGUCGCGACCGACUCGGGCCUCCUCGCCUCCCCCGACCCGCUGCCCAUCACCUUCUUCUGGAUCGCGCUCCAGUACCUGUUCCUCGGGUCGGCCGACCUGUUCACCCUGGCGGGGCUGCUGGAGUUCUUCUUCUCGGAGGCCCCGGCCAGCAUGAGGUCCCUGGCAACAUCCCUCUCGUGGGCCUCCCUGGCCAUGGGGUACUACCUGAGCACGGUGAUUGUGUCGAUCGUGAACAGCGCGACGGGCCAUUCCGGGCACCGGCCGUGGCUCAAGGGCGAGAGCUUGAACGGGUACCAUCUGGAGAGGUUCUACUGGCUGAUGUGCGUGCUCAGCGGGCUGAACUUCGUGAACUACCUGUUCUGGGCCAGUAGGUACAAGUACAGGUCCGCAGGGUCUAGCAAGUGAGGCGAAAUUGAUGGAGAUUGUGGUGCUAAGUUUGAGAAAACGAGAACUAUUUCCACUGUAUAUAAUUAUACUUUUAGAGAGAGUUGGGGCUGAUAGGUAAAAUGGUGGAAGUUUGGUUGUGAGAUGAUCCAUGCAUGCAUGGGGGCUUUUCUUGUAAUCGUAGUGAUACUCUCAUUCGAUGAAAGAACGAGGUGAAAAAAGAUAGGAACAGUCAAUUUACUUUGCGCAUCACCGUUUGAUUGA
Molecule: messenger RNA, 2195 nt
Organism: Eucalyptus grandis
Lineage: Eukaryota; Viridiplantae; Streptophyta; Magnoliopsida; Myrtales; Myrtaceae
Product: protein NRT1/ PTR FAMILY 4.6
Exons: 4
Coding region: 198-1952 (584 amino acids)
Biological process (GO): transmembrane transport
Cellular component (GO): membrane
Molecular function (GO): transmembrane transporter activity
Source: RefSeq, a predicted model, not a curated record